This is a messenger RNA of Hemiscyllium ocellatum (epaulette shark), 942 nucleotides long. RefSeq names its product probable G-protein coupled receptor 139. The transcript has a single exon. The record is from RefSeq and is a predicted model, not a curated record. Gene Ontology annotation, biological process: G protein-coupled receptor signaling pathway. Bases 1 to 942 code for a protein of 313 amino acids. Gene Ontology annotation, molecular function: G protein-coupled receptor activity. Gene Ontology annotation, cellular component: membrane. NCBI's taxonomy places the organism in Eukaryota, Metazoa, Chordata, Chondrichthyes, Orectolobiformes, Hemiscylliidae.
AUGCAUUUGGAUUUGUGCAUUUAUGUUCCUGCAGCUAACCUUAUAGCGAUUGUGAUCCUGUCCAGAAGAAGGUGUGGUUUAUCCAGCUGUAUCACUCGGUACCUGCUGUCCAUGGCAGUGACAGAUCUGCUUAUGGUCGUCAUUGCAGUGAUUUUGCAUCGGAUUCGUAGCAUUUAUUUCCCAGUUAGCUUUCUAACAACCACUCCAGGCUGCAGUGCCAGCGCUGCUCUCAAUUAUGCAGCCAGAGACAGCUCUGUUUGGUUAACAGUCGCUUUUACCUUCGAUCGAUGUGUGGCCAUUUGCUGCCAGAAGCUGAAAGUUAAAUAUUGCACGGAGAAAACAGCAGCUGUGGUGAUAGCAACAGUUUGUUCUCUGAGCUUCAUGAAGCACAUCCCCACUUACUUCAUAUAUGAACCAGUCUAUGUAAUAGACAACGUGCCGUGGUUUUGCAGCAUCAAGUUGUCAUUUUAUACAUCACCUGGCUGGGCAGCAUUUGAUUGGAUGGAUUGUAUUCUAACCCCUUGUGUCCCUUUUAUUCUGAUCCUUUUGCUCAAUACGCUGACUAUCAGACACGUUCUAGUGGCUAAUAAAGCACGCAAGAGACUCCAACCCAACUGCAAUGGAGCGAAUCAGAGGGACCCAGAGAUGGAGAACCGGAAGAAAUCCAUGAUCUUACUAUUGUCUAUAUCAGGCAGCUUUGUUGCUUUAUGGAUGGCCUACGUCAUAAACAUGUUUUAUGUGCGAUUUACAAAGGGCAGUUAUUUUGAAGCUUCCAAUAUUACUGACCCACGCUUCAUUCUGCAGGAAAGUGGAUACAUGUUGCAACUUUUUAGUUGUUGCACCAACACGUGCAUUUACGCAGCAACACAAAGUAAAUUCAGGAAAGAAUUAAAUAAUGCAGUGAAAUACCCCUUUAAACUCAUUUGCAAAAUCUGGAAAUAA